Molecule: messenger RNA, 3441 nt
Organism: Fibroporia radiculosa
Lineage: Eukaryota; Fungi; Basidiomycota; Agaricomycetes; Polyporales; Fibroporiaceae
Exons: 3
Coding region: 1-3441 (1146 amino acids)
Source: RefSeq, a predicted model, not a curated record
AUGGAUGAUUUAUAUACUAACGCUUGGGGUGACCCCGCAGAGGCUCUUCCAGCACUGAAGUUAUCCACUAGCUCAGCCUCGUCCUGGCGUUCUCCCAAGCCUAAUCCUCCUGAAGACGAAGCCGAUCUUGCAGCACCCUCUUGGUCGACUGGCGCGGAGAUCAAAUGGGAUGAACCUUCCGAGGGUGCUGGCUUUUCCUGGACUCAGACAGACCCCGACCUUGCUUGGAGCACAAGUACGGUCCAGGAUAUUCAGCUCGGGAAACCCGCGGAUACCCCACAGACAGAAGAAGAAGAAGAUGAAGUAUUAGGAGUCUUACCUGCACCGUCUCUUUAUGCUGCUGAAAUUGAAGUUGUGAAGGAGGAAUAUUUCCCGUCUACUUUGCCCGUGGAAGAAGAGGUCCUGGCUACUGCUGCGCUGUCCCCGGUGUUUGCGCCUCCCUCGCCUACGCCUGAUCAAGACGGUUUCGGCACGUUCGAGUCAGCAGUCAGUCCAAACGCAAACACCCCAAUAUCUGUGGAACACAGCGAGCAUCACGUGGAUGAGUGGGGAGCAGCAUGGGCAAGCGCACCGCCUGCUGCUCAAGACGAGCCUGAAGAUGAGUGGGAGACAGCGACACGACAGAAAGCCCAGCAAGACCGCAGAGUUCCUCCCGAAGUCCUGAAAUCUAUAGUUAAUGAAUGUGAACAAUUUGCUCGUGUUGUCUGGCCCGAAGCAACACCCGAAGCAAAUGGUGAAGCGAAUGGGUGGAAGAACAGCUGGCGAGGCGGUCUUGAGGAUGUUGAAGGUCUCGACUCAUUUUUACAGACGUUCCUCCCAUCUCUAUCCCUUCAGCCGCCGGCGAAGUUUGGUGAAACCGCUAUUGCCAAAGGCAUGGCAACAUCUGUUCGUCUGACGAGGAAUCUUUCUAUCACGAGCAGUAGUCCGAUGUCGCAUUAUCUUGCAGCGAAGGGCUCUACUGCGUGGGAGGUGGCAGUAAAGGAACGCAAGGAAGUUGUGGAGGAUGAUGUGCCUGUCGGAUGGCGGAUCUUGGAGAAGGAACUUGCUGUCGGAGCAUCUGACAGUGCCGCUGACGCUAACAAGAAUAAAAGGUCUUCCAGUCGCCUCUUCUCGUUUUGGGGUCGGAAGGAACCCACGAUAUCGUCACACACUCGGUCAUCGUCGCUUAAAGAUGUCGUUGAUCCAUCCCUAUCUGAGGUUCAGAGCCCGAAUGGUUUGGUAGAGGUGAGCGCUAGCACACACUCGAGGCAGGCGAGCCAGGAGAGCGGUCGCUCGCCUACAAGAGCGAGUGUUGACAAGGAUGCAUCUCCUGUAAACGCCUCGCUUUCUCCAGUGCCCGUCCAGUCUACAGUGUCUGCUCCCACCACUGUUUCGCCACCACCACAAAUGUCUUCGUAUUCAACCGCUGAGGUCAUUGAUACACCUUCUCUACCGGCGCCUUCAGCUGUAUCGCGUUUCUUGAACAGAUUUUCCCGAAAUAAAGGACCACCAGGUGCUAGCAGUGCGCGGAGCUCGCUCGCACUUACAUCUGACGAUCUCGAAUUUCUCUCGGAUCUGGUCCCAAGCGCAAGCGAUGACGGAGAUGAUGACCAUGUUGACCAUUUGAAGGCUCUGACCAGUGUAGUGAAGCCACAGUCGCUGCCUCCGAUCCUGCCUCCGCCUCCAUCGGUGGUCUCUCAAAAUGCCCGGGCUCCCAGCAGUGUCGGUAGUGCGGCUCAAUCCGCUGUAGACAGCUUAGACUCCUUGUUCGACACCCCGAAUGAUUUUUUGAAUCCUAGUGCCGAGAGAUCUACAUCUUCUCUCAAUGUGGUAUCUCUUCAGUCCACGUUGGACGCGCCGAUCUUGCAGCCAUCGAGGCCGACCACCACUGCUGGGGCGAUCGCGGGUUCAUCGAAGUGGGAUGCUAGGCCGUCCAGUCCCUCUCCAUUGGCCAUAGAUGCCACGAAGUCGACUCCGCAGUCAUUCUUUUUGCCUUCACCACCCUCUUCUCGCUCGCAAACACCCUUUAAUGUCGCGUCUCAGCCUGCUUUUGCUGCACCACAACCUGUAGGUUUUAUAUCUAGCAUGGACAAGACGAGCCGUGGUGAUGGGUCGUCAUCACGAAUUAAAGCGCCUCCAUCGUUUCCGCCUCCGCGCUCGUCGGCGACAAGCCCAGUUGUCACACCCCCGCAACAAUCACCUAGUACGCCUACUUCUUCUAUGCCACUCGCGCAACUGUACCCGAAUGCGCAUAAAGCAAAUAUGGCUGCUAGUUCUGCCGCCGCAAUGAAGGCGGUGAAAACCUUCUCCCUGCCUCCGCCCCCUUCUUUCCGACCACAGAGCUCAAACGCCCUCCCUCCCCCACUGGCUCCACCGCCGUCUGUGUCCGUGCGAAAUUUGGAUGCUCGGAGACCUCCUUCACUACCAUUAAGUUCAUUCGACGAUGAUGACGAAUUCUCUGAUUUCAUGUCCUCAGCUACGAUGCCACCCAAUUCGACACAUUCCUCAGUACCCAGCACAGCAUCACCCACCACCAACAGCCCCUUCUUAUUGAAAUCUCCUACAACGCAACCAUUGAAGGCGCCGCAGUACCACCCCCCCAAGCGCAAGCCAUUCAACAACUUCUCUGAUAUCUACUCUUCGUCUGCCAUAUUGCGAGACUCAAAGGCUCCCUCUAACUUCGAUUCAUCGUCACCCUCAGACUUCCAAUCGCCCACCUCAGCCACCCUCUUCCAGUCUGAUUCUGACUCAUCAUUCCAAUCUCACUCACAUGACGAUAGUUUCUCCUCAGAAAAGUCCUUCCUCACGUCCGGCCAGUCGUCGUUUGGUUUCGACGACAAUGCAAUCUCGCCCGCUCUGCGCACGCCCUCUCCUCCUCGUCCACCGUCAAAGAAGCGUAUACCUCUUGUGCCUUUCUCAUUGUCGAAGCCCACUGGAUCCGAAUUACUGCAGACAGAUGCGAGCUCUAACUCGCGUCUCGACAAGGCUGCAUCACAUCUACACACACUCAACUUAAUGGAACGGGCCGCUGCGCAUCCAGGUCGGUGGCCAGCGCCCCCAUCUCCUGGCUUGCCGGGUCCCAUACCGGGGCCGAGUUCAGCCGUGAGUUUGCCACAGAUAGACCUUUUGGGUGAUGGGUCGCCCAAGAGGCCGAGUGGAGAUCUCCUAUCUUCCUCACAGUCGUCUCCCGCAUUACUGAACCCAGUUCGCGCCACAUCAUCUCUAUCAGGCCUGGGCAUUAGCGCGACUCCGAAGCCGCCCUCUAUGCUGUCUCAUUCGCAGUCGGCGCAGGGCACUGUCUCCGACUUCCAGCUCUUUGGAUCGCCGAUGGGUGGCACCAGCCAGUCGAGUUUGCAGCCUGUGCGGCCUUCGAGUACGGCGCCCGUCCCGUCGAAUACACAGCCCGCAGCGAAGACCGGGGGAUUGUCCGCACAAGAUCUGCUAUUCUUUGAGGGACUGUAG